GGUUGCGGCUGUGUGGUCACAGAUUACGCUGAGCUGUCGAAAUGAGGACACGGCUCGAGUCUCUUGAAUAAAAAACGUUCACCUCAUUAGGAACACAAAGGGAAACUAAUCCCUGACCCGCGCGUUUGGCAGGAUUUGAGGCGUUGGUGAACGUACUGACAUUCAAAACAGUGAUUAUUAUGUUUGUUAUUUUCAUAGUACCGCACCUUGUGGAUCCAGUGGACAUGGCAGCACUCACUCAGGCGUCAAUUUCUCCUCCCGAAACGUCACUUCCACGGGAUAUCUGAAACUUUUCCAAUGCUGCAAUACCGUGGGAGUCUAUGAGGCUGUGUGGGAGGGAUCUCCCGUCCUAAAUCAACUAGGAGGAUAAACUUUUCGGGGGUUAGGAUUCUGGAGGCUACUAUAGCGGCGCUCAGUCUCAUUGGACAUUUGAAGGUAGCCUAUUUUUUGAAAAUGUUGUUUGUCUCUCGAGUCACAACAAGGAAGUAUUCACAAUAGCCUUGCCGAUUUGGUGGUUGGUUGGGUAACGAGACACUUUUUAGGCUAGUGAGUAGGUAAACGUUUUCACCUUUUUCGAUUGGAUAUAUUGCGAGCGAUUCCGCGUCAUGUAACAACGGAUGGACAUGCGCUUCCAAUGCGAACCGAUUGAAUAACUUUAACAUAUUCAAUUACUUUUUUCUUCGUUAUUAAUUUAGUCAUAAAAAGGAAUAGGACAGAACAUUUGGCCAUAUUGUUGCAGACAUUUGGCAUAGAAAACCACCCCAAAAUGUGACACAUCAAGAGGAAAAAGCGAUAAUCAAAACUGAAUUGGAUAAACAUGUUCGCGUCAACUAUCACCGUCAACCCACGGUGACUGAUCCCCCUUCCCCGGUAUUAUUCUAGCUCGUGCGUGUCCGGUGAACGAGGAGAUGAGCAAGGCGAGAUGGGACAGUGUCUCAGUUCAGAACAAGACCUAACGGAGGAGGGAAAGAAGGCGAAGCUUCAGAGCGCGAAGAUAGACAGGGACCUGUAUGAAUACGCCAAGAGGGAGAUGAACGUGGUCAAAAUUCUAAUGCUCGGAGCAGCAGAGAGUGGGAAGAGUACUCUGGUCAAACAGAUGAAGAUCAUCCACAGCCAUGGCUUUACCAAGCAAGAGCUGUCCAGCUUCAAGGCGCAACAGCGAGGCUGAAGAAAUUCGGCUUGGCCCCGAAGACCCACCCCUCACGAACUUCUACAGAUGCACCAUUGAGAGCUUUCUGUCGGGCUGUAUCAUUGCCUGGUACGACAAUUGCACCGUUUGCAACCGCAGGCCUUUCCAGAGUUAGAGGUCGACCGAUUAAUCAGAAUGGCCGAUUAAUUAGGGCCGAUUUCAAGUUUUUAUAACAAUCGGAAAUCUGUAAUUUUGGACACUGAUUUUGCUGAUUUUAAAAUUAAAAUUAAAAUGUUUUUUUUACACAUUUUAUUUAAUCUUUAUUUAACUAGGCAAGUCCGUUAAGAACACAUUCUUAUUUUCAAUGACUGCCUAGGAACUGUGGGUUAACUGGGGCAAAACGACAGAUUUUUACCUUGUCAGCUCGGGAAUUACGGUGUUCCUUACGGUUAACGAGUCCAACGCUCUAACCACCUGCCUCACGAGGAGCCCACCUGUUACGUGAAUGCAGUAAGAAGCCAAGUUAAGUUGCUAGCUAGCAUUGAAACUUAAUCAAUCAUAAUCACAAG
Messenger RNA from Oncorhynchus gorbuscha (pink salmon), 1698 nucleotides. RefSeq names its product guanine nucleotide-binding protein alpha-3 subunit-like. The coding region runs from base 923 to 1168 and encodes 81 amino acids. Gene Ontology annotation, molecular function: guanyl nucleotide binding; GTPase activity; G protein-coupled receptor binding. Gene Ontology annotation, cellular component: heterotrimeric G-protein complex. Gene Ontology annotation, biological process: adenylate cyclase-modulating G protein-coupled receptor signaling pathway. Lineage: Eukaryota; Metazoa; Chordata; Actinopteri; Salmoniformes; Salmonidae. The transcript is spliced from 3 exons. The record is from RefSeq and is a predicted model, not a curated record.